AUGUCGAAGCACGUCCGCGUCUUAUACUGGUUCCGCACCGACCUCCGCCUGCACGAUUCGCCGGCACUUCAAGCCGCGCUCGAUCUCAAACCUGCCGCACUCUUCCCAGUAUGGUGUUGGGAUCCCAACUAUGUCUACAAGCACCGUGUCGGUGUCAACCGCUUCCGCUUCCUACUAGAAUCGAUGAUCGCUCUAUCCAAAAAUAUUACUUCAACGCAAUCCAAUUCACAACUUCUUGUUGUUCGUGGAGAACCCACUGAAUUGCUACCAGAGCUUUGGAAAAGAUGGAGCAUUACCCAUUUGGUCUUCGAAAAGGAUCCCUCUGCUUAUGGCAGACGACGGGACCAGCUAAUCCUCGAAGCUGCAGAGAAGAGCAACGUCAAAGUGGUGGCUGUCCAAGGACAUCAUCUCUACGAUCCCGAGCAAGUGGUGAACAAGAACAAGGGCAAACCAACCAUGUCGAUGAGCACGCUCCAAAAAAUCGUUGCAGAUAUGGGCGAUGUGCCCAAGCCCAUUGACGCCCCUGAGGACCUGCCGCUGCCAACGUUGAAGGACUCAAAGUCGAAAUCUCUCCAGGAUACACUGCCAGAACUGGCGAGAUCGCUGGAAGGCCUGCCAUACUACACGGGUAAGGGUCGUGAAGGUCCCGAAUCAAUCGAUCUCAACUCAACAGAGCUGGGGGGACAGAGGGACAAAAAGGUCAGCUGCUAUGACACCGUUCAAGGCGAAGCAUCCGAGCUGUUUUCAGCUCCCACGCUUGCUUCGCUCGGAAUGGACGCUAGCAAGGUCAAAGAUACAAUCAAAGGGGGCGAACCAAUCGCUCUCGAGAAGCUCGCCAACAUUUGUAAGGAUGCCAAGUAUGUGGCUACAUUUGCCAAGCCCAAGACGUCUCCGGGACAGUCUGCCGAGGACCCCUCGACAACGCUCCUUUCCCCCUACCUCAAAUUCGGCUGCCUCAGCGUACGGAAGCUGUGGUGGGAUGCUGAAGAAGCCAAGAACAGGUACAAGGGUGGAAGCAAGACUGGUCCACCCGAAAACUUGAACGGUCAGUUGUUGUUCCGAGAUAUGUAUGCCUGUGCCGAAUACGCCAUCGGCGAUGCUUUCGGACGUGUACGCGGCAACGAAGUGUGCCGAUACAUGGACUGGUAUCUCCCCACGCACUACGAUGAGAACGGCGAAGUGGUUCUUCCACGUCCAGCUGGCGAUGCUGUCAGCGAAGCGCGUCUGUCAGCCUACAAGCUUGGCCAAACCGGAUUCCCGUGGAUCGAUGCUCUGAUGCGUCAGCUGCGUCUAGAAGGUUGGAUGCACCACCUGGGCCGACACUCUGUCGCCGCGUUCUUGACUCGCGGUCAAUGUUGGAUCUCUUGGGAGCGAGGUGCCGAGAUCUUUGACGAAUACCUAAUUGACUGGGACCCAUGCUCCAAUCCAGGCAACUGGAUGUGGCUCUCCUGCUCCGCCUUCUUCACCCAAUACUUCCGUCUUUACGGACUAGCCACCUUCCCCGCCAAGUACGAUAAAACCGGCGCCCUGGUACGCAAGUACUGUCCAGAACUAGCCAAAUUUCCCGACAAGUACAUCUACGAGCCAUUCAAUGCUCCCAAAGAGGUACAGCAGAAAGCGGGCUGCAUCAUCGGUAAGGACUACCCUUUGCCCAUGCUCGAUGAGAAGGAGGCGAAGGCCGAAAACAUGGCAAGGAUGAAGAUUUGCUACCAGGCAAAUCUGUAUGGAACCAGCAAAGAGGUACUGGAAGGUAAGGCAGAUGAGAUGCUACGGAAAAAGCACGGGUUUAAGGAUGCACCCAAGGAGUUUGAUUGGAACAAUCGACCAGGAGCCAAAAUUCCAAAAUGGGCAAGAGCACCGCACGGCGAAGAACAUACGACAAAGGGAGCACCAGGACAUGAAGAUGGCCCGCCGUUGACCAAAGAGGAGGGAGAAAGUGGUGACGAUUCCGACGAUGUUGUGUACAAGCAGGAGGACGAGCAAAAGGAGGAACGAACUAGCAAGAAGCGCAAAGCUGCCGCCAAAGUAGAGGGUACAAGCAAAAAGAAAGAAUAG
Mycosarcoma maydis (corn smut) is the source of this 2055-nucleotide messenger RNA. RefSeq lists its product as uncharacterized. The record is from RefSeq and is a predicted model, not a curated record. Gene Ontology annotation, cellular component: cytoplasm; nucleus. Gene Ontology annotation, biological process: entrainment of circadian clock by photoperiod; circadian regulation of gene expression. Lineage: Eukaryota; Fungi; Basidiomycota; Ustilaginomycetes; Ustilaginales. Gene Ontology annotation, molecular function: DNA binding; FAD binding. The coding region runs from base 1 to 2055 and encodes 684 amino acids. The transcript has a single exon.